AUGAGCGAAGCGUACGACGUGAUUGUCGUGGGCGCCGGCGUGGUCGGUGCGGCGCUGUCCACAUCGCUGGGUCGUGCUGGUCGGCGUGUGCUGGUGCUGGAACGUGAUAUGAGCGAGCCGGACCGCAUUGUCGGAGAGCUGCUACAGCCUGGCGGCGUGCGGGCUCUGCAGCUGCUCGGCCUCGCCGAUGCCCUCGAGGGCAUCGACGCCGUGCAGACUCUGGGCUACCAAAUCUUCCUCAGUCCUGAAGAGAAUGUACGGAUCCAGUACCCCCACAUCGCCGAGCUGCCUUCGCGGUACGGCCGCAGUGAGCCGCUGGGCCAGGACAUGCAUUAUGAGGGCCGCUCCUUCCAUCACGGGCACUUUAUCAUGUCUCUGCGCGCGCGCAUGCAUGCACAGAAAAACGUGACGGCCAUAGAGGCUGCUGUCACGUCGCUUGUGCACGACGCCCACGACCAACGCGUACUCGGCGUCCGAACGAAUACCGCCUCAUACUACGCACCUAUCACGAUUGUCGCGGACGGCAUCUUCUCCAAGUUCAGGAAAGAGUACGGUGGAGCGUACCAACCCAAGGUCUGGUCGCAUUUCGUCGGCAUUGAGCUGCCGCCUGAUGCUGUGCUGACGCCCAAGCACGGCCAUGUCAUUCUCAACCAGAAAGCCGCCAAAAAGAACGCGCAGAACCACCAGGUUGGUCCGGCACUCGUGUACCAAAUUGGCUCAGACGUCACACGGCUUCUCGUCGAUGUGCCUGGUCCCGUACUGCCAUCUGCCUCGAAUGGCGCUCUCCAGCGGUACCUGAGCAGCGUCGUCGUGCCGUGUCUGCCGUCCAAAAUCGGCUCAGCAUUGGCGCAAGAACUAGAAAAGGGGGCGCGUUUGCGCACUAUGCCCAACAGCUUCUUGCCUCCUAGCAUGCAAGGAAUGCGGCAGCAACAAUUUGGCUUGAUUGUCGUCGGCGAUGCCAUGAACAUGCGUCAUCCACUCACAGGCGGCGGUAUGACUGUCGCAUUUUGGGACUGCGUGUACCUGACACAUAUUCUGGGUACCGGGGCGUGGUCUCCGCUGGACGCUUACGAUGACUCGUUCCCCGUGCCCACAUCCGCUCGCGAUUUGAGCAACUGGACGGAAGUCCAGUCCAUGCUGCGAGCUUGGCACUGGAAGAGGAAGAAGCUGGCAAGUGUCAUCAACAUCCUGGCCAUGUCGCUCUACAGCUUGUUCGGUGUGCCCAACGAUCAUCUCACGAUUCUUCGCACAGGUUGCUUCCGCUACUUUGAGCGCGGCGGCGACUGUGUGCGCGGCCCGAUCAGUCUGCUGGCUGGCCUGGCACCCGACCCCUUGCUACUUGUGUACCACUUCUUCGCCGUCGCCGUAUACAGCGUGCUCCUCAUGUUCCGGGGUGACUUGUUCGUGCCUAUCGGUGCUGUAUCAAAAGAGCAUGCCAAGCCACAGCGUCCUUCCUUCUUACAAUGGCCCGCCCUGUGUGCCCGCGCGAUCAUGGUGAUGACCUAUGCAUGCUUUGUCAUUUUCCCCGUGAUAUACACGGAAACAUGUACGAACAUUGCUACGGCAUCCUACCAUACAUUCCUAAGGAAUUCGUGUUGGUUGCUGGCAGUCGCGGGCCUGGGGCUGGCUGUAGUUUAUCGUCAUACCACAAUGUAA
Messenger RNA from Malassezia restricta, 1656 nucleotides. Its product is annotated as squalene monooxygenase. Bases 1 to 1656 code for a protein of 551 amino acids. The record is from RefSeq and is a predicted model, not a curated record. Gene Ontology annotation, molecular function: FAD binding; squalene monooxygenase activity. Gene Ontology annotation, cellular component: endoplasmic reticulum; membrane. The transcript has a single exon. Gene Ontology annotation, biological process: ergosterol biosynthetic process. NCBI's taxonomy places the organism in Eukaryota, Fungi, Basidiomycota, Malasseziomycetes, Malasseziales, Malasseziaceae.